CUGAAAAACCGUAGUAUACACGUAUUGUCAGGUUCCACUUUUACAGAAAAAGUCAUAUAUAACCGAUGAAAUGUGAAGGGUUUUCGGUCCACAUUUCUUGCAACUUCAGACCAAUACCAGACCGGAGAUUUCGGUAAAAAUCUUAGAGGGAAGGCAUGGGGAGGUUGUUUGUGGUGAAUCUUGAGGGGAAGAUCUAUAGCUGCAAGCAUUGCCGGACCCAUCUUGCACUUUGUGAGGACAUCGUUUCCAAGUCUUUCCACAGCAGGCAUGGGAAAGCUUAUCUCUUCAGUAAGGUGGUGAACGUGUCUGUUGGUGAAAAAGAGGAGAGAAUAAUGAUGACUGGCUUGCACACUGUUUCUGACAUCUUUUGCGUUGGGUGUGGAUCAAUAGUAGGGUGGAAAUAUGAGACUGCCCAUGAAAAGACCCAGAAGUACAAAGAAGGAAAAUCUGUACUUGAGCGGUUCAAGGUGUCAGGUCCUGAUGGAAGCAAUUACUGGGUCAGCCACGGAGCACAUAUUGGUGGAAGUGAUGCAGAUGAUGCUUGAUUACCCUUUACCUUUCAUUUUCAAUUGUACAUUCUUUAACCCCAAUGUUCUUAUUCAGCUCAUGUGAAUUUCGAACUUGCAAUUCCUCAUAUUGGCAGCUUGCCCAACUUGCUGUCAGUAACAUUAACGAAAAUAUUUGAUUGUUGAUUCCUAUUUA
Alnus glutinosa is the source of this 702-nucleotide messenger RNA. Its product is annotated as protein yippee-like. The record is from RefSeq and is a predicted model, not a curated record. The transcript is spliced from 6 exons. Lineage: Eukaryota; Viridiplantae; Streptophyta; Magnoliopsida; Fagales; Betulaceae. Bases 156 to 545 code for a protein of 129 amino acids. Gene Ontology annotation, cellular component: ubiquitin ligase complex.